AUGACAAAGUCUACCAUUUCCUUGGCUACUCUUGUUUCAUUCCUUUCUAAUCUUCUCAUUCUCUCGGCCGCCCAGCACCCUAACGCCACUGUUUAUUCCAAUUGUUCAUUAGGCAAAGGAACCUACACAAACUCAAGUGUCUUUCACACCAACCUCAAUGCCCUUCUUUCUAAUGUUGCCUUCGACACAAAAAUUGACUAUGGCUUCUGCAAUUCCUCUUAUGGUGAAAAUCCUAAUAAAGUAAAUGCAAUUGGACUUUGCAGAGGAGAUGUGAAGCCUGAAACUUGCCGUAGUUGCCUCAAAAAUGCCACAAUGAUUCUCCCAAAGCAAUGUCCCAACCAGAUGGAGGCAUUUGGAUGCUAUGACUUCUCAACUGGUGAAGUCGCGCGCGUGCACAAACGAGGUUUUUGGUUCGAGCCGUGGAAAAAUCACUUUGAGGAGGAAUUAUAUGAUGGCGACAUGUGGCAAUACAAGGUGGCAUGUGAAAUAGCAACACGUGGAGAUGAGGUGGUGACAUGUGGCAGCGAAGAAAAAGCACAAGAUGCAGAAAAGUACACCAAGGCUCUUGAUGAUCUAAUGGAAAGUCUAAAAGGCAAAGCCGCAGCUGGUGACUCUCGUGUUAAGGUGGCCAUGGGAAAUGCAACAGCUGCUCCGAAUGAAACUGUAUUUGGUCUUGCCCAGUGCACGCCUGAAUUUUCUCAGCAAGAUUGUGAAGAUUGCUUAAGAAAGGCUAUCUCAGAUAUCCCAAUCUGUUGUCAGAACAGGAUUGGUGGUAGAGUUAUCAAAUUGAGCUGCAAUCUUCGAUUUGAAAAGGGCCAAUUCUAUGAUUCAAUACAAUUAUCUCCAAUUCCUCCUGCUCUUGCUCCGUCCAGCAGAGCAACUUCCUCACCACCUGCAGGAGUUUCUGAUUCACCAAAAGCUGCUGAUGAUUCACCCAAAGCUUCAGAAGGAAACAGCGUCGAAACCUCAAGAAUUGUCGCUAUCGUUGCCGUGGUAAUUGGUGCCCUCACCACGAUUUACUAA
Messenger RNA from Neltuma alba, 1023 nucleotides. RefSeq names its product cysteine-rich repeat secretory protein 38-like. Bases 1 to 1023 code for a protein of 340 amino acids. NCBI's taxonomy places the organism in Eukaryota, Viridiplantae, Streptophyta, Magnoliopsida, Fabales, Fabaceae. The transcript is spliced from 5 exons. The record is from RefSeq and is a predicted model, not a curated record.